Molecule: messenger RNA, 2735 nt
Organism: Cephus cinctus (wheat stem sawfly)
Lineage: Eukaryota; Metazoa; Arthropoda; Insecta; Hymenoptera; Cephidae
Gene: P58IPK
Product: dnaJ homolog subfamily C member 3
Exons: 6
Coding region: 393-1841 (482 amino acids)
Biological process (GO): protein folding in endoplasmic reticulum
Cellular component (GO): endoplasmic reticulum
Molecular function (GO): protein-folding chaperone binding; misfolded protein binding
Source: RefSeq, a predicted model, not a curated record
UUUAUUUUUUGAUAACGGGAGCUAAAGUUUUCCGAUGACUUUUUAUCUGUAAUUCUAACGGAUUCCUCUAGCGUCUAGGUAAAUUUGCCAAGUUGAAUUCGUUUGGCGAGAGCAGUUUUUCCGAUACUAAUUUUUGUUGCUAUGACUUUAGUACACUUUCUUGUUAGACAAUUGAGAAUGAAGUGAGACUGGUAUCUAAUAUUAUUGUCAGUGGGGGGAAUGUACGAGCAUGGACAGUGUGUUGGACCAAUAGCGUGAAACCACGAUCGCAAUGGCGGGUUGGCUUCCCAGUUUAUGAUAUACGUGAGAUAGGUGCUAGUUUUAACAGUGCUCCCAGUUUUUUCGUAUUGUAACGUCAAUUGGAAGAUCCUCGGGCGAUUUAAUCUUCAGUCAUGUACCAUUCCUGUCUGUUACUGGUAUUGUUGGAUCUGUCUUUGGAGGUAGCCGCAAGUGUUUCACAGACAGAAAUCGAAAGACACUUAGAUUUGGGUAGAGACUUCCUUGCGAAGGGACAAUUCCAGGAUGCAUUGUCACAUUACCAUGCUGCAGUUGAGGGUGAUCCAAAUAAUUAUUUGACAUAUUAUAAAAGGGGUACGGUGUAUCUAGCCUUGGGGAAGGCUAAGUUUGCUUUGCUCGACUUGGAUAAAGUCCUUGAGUUAAAGCCAGACUUUACCUCUGCGCGUUUGCAGCGAGGUAACGUGUUGCUCAAGCAAGCAAAGUUUGAAGAAGCUGAGACUGAUUUUAGAGACGUGUUGGCCAUAGAUCCACACAACGAGGAUGCGUUGAAUUCUUUGUAUAAAAUAGCGCCAGUGCAGGAGGACAUGCACAAAGCAGAAUUUCUUGUCAGAAAAGGUGACCAUGCAGAAGCUGUAUCACUAAUUACUAGGAUAAUCGAAGUCUGUCCAUGGGCUCCUGAGCUUAGGGAACUCAGGGCAGAAUGUCAUGUAGCUCUUGGUGAUUACGUGAGUGCUGUUUCUGACAUACGUUCCACAACAAAGUUAGUUUCUGAUAAUACUCGAGGAUAUUUCAAACUUUCUUCAUUAUUGUAUCGACUGGGACAAGUUGACGAGUCAUUGAAGGAGAUCCGUGAAUGUCUGAAGCUCGAUCCGGAGCAUAAGGAGUGUUUCCCUUUCUAUAAAAAGGUUAAGAAGGUGGCAAAGUUUUUGAGUGAUGCGGAAACCUCUGAUCAGACUGGGGAUAACAAGGGAUGCAUAGAUGCGGCACGGAAAGCUCUGAACAACGAGCCUGCAGUAUUGAACGUGCGUUUCUUAGCAUUCCAGUUACUCUGUAAGUGCUACGCAGGCACAGCGAAAUUGGAGGAAGCUAUCAAGAGCUGUCAGGAUGCGAUGAAAAUACGACGGGAACCAGGAAUACUUUGUGAUAGUGCUGAAGCGUAUUUAGCAGCUGAAAUGUAUGACGAUGCAAUUCGGGACUACAAAGAAGCCUUGGAACAAGAUCCUGGGUUACAACGAGCUAAGGAGGGUCUACAAAAGGCUCAACAGCGACAGAAAGUUUCAGAAACGAGAGAUUAUUACAAGAUCUUGGGAGUCCCAAGAACAGCUACCAAGAAAGACAUUACCAAAGCGUACAGGAAGGCUGCUCAGAAGUGGCACCCGGAUAACUUCCAAGAAGGGGAAGAGAAGAAACAUGCCCAGAAAAAGUUUAUUGACAUUGCCGCCGCAAAGGAAGUACUAACGGACGAUGAGAAAAGAGCAAAAUUCGACCGGGGUGAGGAUCCUCUGGAUCCUGAAUCCGGGAAACAUCAACACGGUUUUAAUCCCUUCCAGGAGUUCAAUCACUUCCACGGUUCACCCUUCCAAUUUAAAUUUCACUUCAACUAGCUAUUUUCACAUAAUUUCCUAGCGCAUUAGCGCGAAGUCGAAUAUUUUCCCUCGUCGCCGUGGUCGAGACGCCCACUGUGACGCGUCUACGAUUUUUGACUUCAAUCAUCUACUAAUCGAAUUUGUUCCUCGAUUCUACUUCCACGGUAGUCACUCUUCACCAUUGGCAAUUAAAAAUAACAAAAAAAUAGAAAUGGAUAUCGAAACGCUACACGUAAGUUCCUGGAGAACUUCGACGCGUCGACCGUGAUUUAGCCAAUGUGUGGAAGAAAACAAAAAAUUAAGGGAACAGAUCGAAUUUCUUUAAUUGAAACACGCUUUUACGGAAUGCCAUUCGAGUGGCGCUUUAGCGCAGACCUCGUAUAUCAUUAACCUCAUAAACAUUUUUUGUUUAAAGAAUUCCGGAUUAAAAGCACCAAUAAUUUCAAAAAUGAUGGACGAGCUUUAAAAACUCGCCUUUUCGAAGUCUUUAUUAGCGACGCUAUUAUCGUAGCACUGGACUGCAUGAAUCGCGCGACUUGCUUCAAAGUCAUUCGCUCGUUCCAUUUCGUUUCUCUCAACCACGGGAAAAAAACCAUCUCCCACCAUUAUAUCGCGUCAUCCAAAUUUUGGAGACACGUUGAAAGCCGAUGGUUUGACAGUUGGCUCGUAAUUAUCGACCCUUACGGUCGUAUAUGAUUUGUUAGCUCGUGGUUGCGCGACUUAGACGAAAUACACGGGGGCCAUGGGGACGACACUCGGCGUUCAAGGCGCUGUGAAGGUAGCUCGAUGCCACCCUUAUAGAAAUUAAGGCAGAGGAUGUGCGCGUGUUGUGUUCGCAUGAGUGUGAGUCAGAAUUUCUUGUACAUAUUGUAUCACUGAUGUUUGUUUAAAAAUAUAUUUGAAUAAUUUAUA